This is a messenger RNA of Arabidopsis thaliana (thale cress), 847 nucleotides long. Its product is annotated as glycine-rich protein. The transcript has a single exon. The coding region runs from base 251 to 598 and encodes 115 amino acids. The record is from RefSeq and is marked reviewed. Lineage: Eukaryota; Viridiplantae; Streptophyta; Magnoliopsida; Brassicales; Brassicaceae.
UAUACGUGUAUAUAUCAAACGUCACCAAUUUUUUUAUAUAUUACUAUGAGUAAAGAACCAAGUAAGCACUUUAACAAACCACAAACAAAUUUAAAAUACAACAUAUUAAUAAUCAAAAGGAAAUUAAAGGUACAAAAUACAAAUCAUCAAACGGGGGUAUGCGUAAUUAAACAAACAAAAACACACCACAAUGAAACAACUAAUUACAACAAUCUUAUAAUAAAAUAUACAUCAUCAAUCACAUGAAGUGAUGAUAGUUCAAGGACUCGAAGUAGUUGCAGAAGGCGGGGGAGAGAAGAACGGAAUGGAUGGGAGACUAGUCGGCAGAGAGGGAAUGGAUGGGAGAUUAGUUGGAAGAGAAGGAAUGGAUGGAAUAUUAGUCGGAAGAGAAGGAAUUGUUGUUGGAAAUGAAGGCAAAGUUGGCAUUGGAGGCAUUGCCGUGGGAAUGGUGGGAAGAUUUGGUUGUGGCAAAGCUGAUGGCAUUGGAAAUGGAGACAUUGCAGUGGGCAUUGUGGGGAGAGUUGGUAAAGACGGUUGUGGCAACGUCGAUGGCAAUGGAGGUAGUCCCAUUGUUGGAAUAGGCAGAUUUGGGAUUUGAGGAAGAGGUUGUUGUUGGAGAAGGCGGCGUGAGGCUGAGCAAGUGUUGAUCAUCAUAGAGGAAGAGAGGCACACUAGAAAAGCAAUGCGGAAGAGCUUGUAUGAUGCCAUUUUGCUUUGGUUGUGAAUCUCUAAUUAUGGUUAAGCCUUUCUAAUUGCUUCUCUUGUAUUGCUUGCUUUGUGUUGAUGAGAAAUUCAAAGAUAUGCGAUUGAGUUUAUAUAGCGGCAAGAGUCUCUAUGGAUAACAAAG